Messenger RNA from Lacerta agilis (Sand lizard), 988 nucleotides. RefSeq lists its product as uncharacterized. Bases 92 to 928 code for a protein of 278 amino acids. The record is from RefSeq and is a predicted model, not a curated record. The transcript is spliced from 7 exons. NCBI's taxonomy places the organism in Eukaryota, Metazoa, Chordata, Lepidosauria, Squamata, Lacertidae.
GACGGGGCGGGCAGAGGGAAGCCAGGCAGCGCCGCCCACCCAUCAGCCGCCCACCAGGCACCAACCCAGGCAGCGCACGUGGGGGAAAAAGAUGGAGAUCCUGGAUGAGUUUGACAACGAGUACCCGCUCCUCAUCUCCUUCUGCGAGCGGAUCUCCCCCCAGGACUUUGACAGCCAGGCUGUGAGCUACACCCAGAAAUCCCUGCAGGACCUUUUUGCCCAGAUGGAACAGAACCCGGGAAUCUGCGAGCGGGUGGUGAGGAAGAGGAAGCAAGCUGAGAAUGAGGGUGCCAGCUUGGCCCAAUAUCUGAAGGCCAAGUUCUUUUCCAUGCUUCAGGGAGACGUGAACAACAGCAACUCGCUGGGGGAAAUGGAAAUGGAGGAAAAGGUGGAGCAACUGAAACGCGAGAUGGAGAAGGUCAACGAUUACGCUCGUGCUGCCAAGAGUGCUUCCUGGAGGUCGUUGGCAAUGAAGCCAUCAGAGAUGAGGCCCAGGAGGGCUAUUCCACCAUCAGGGGGAUUCAGCCCCAGCCAGACCAAGCUUCUGGACUCGAGUGUUCCCUCCAUGCCGAAGGUCUUUGGUUCCUUCCCAAAGCAGAUGGAGAGAUCGAUGGGAUCCAACUUGGACUUGAAGCAACUCUGGGCCGGCAUGUCAUCCGUCAAUCAAAAGAGCAUGGUUGACCUGCGCCCUGUGAUGCUGAACCCCGGCGGUUUCCGCCCUUCAUUCCUGGGGAGCACCUCUGCCAGCAGGCUGAAAUACACCAGUUUCCCAAGGGCCGCUGCCAGCAACUCCGCCACAUCUUCCCAGAGCUCAUCCAGCCCCACGUCUGCUUUCAAUACGCCUGUGCUGGCCAAGUUCAGAGGCAGCAAAGACGAGGAGAAGGACAAUGAAAACCCAGGUCCUGAUUCUCGACCGACAGGGACCUAAACAACUUUUGUGUAUGGGGAGAUGCUGUGUGAAUUAAAAAGAAACGUCCGGUGCACACUG